UACCAAUAAGAAAAAAAAUAUUCGUCAUUACUUUUGUUAGAGAGGCAUGGUAUUCGUCGUUUAAUUCUCAAGACUGGAGAUAUUAUUUCAAACAUGUCAAAAUAGUGGAAGUAGAUGGACAGGAUGCAUUGCAUUUUUAAUGCUAUGCAAGAUUUCACUGUGCUACUUUGAAAAUUAGCCUAUACUCAUAUAAACGUCCUAUCAAAGUUUAUAUGACUUCAAGUUGAUUUCAAUGUAAUAGAUGUUAGAAUUAAGUUUAACUGUUGUAGCUGAUUUGUGAGAGUAGACGACUUUACGGUAAUGAAUAAUAAAAAAGUAAUGUUGCCUUAGAGUUGAAUACUGCUUUGUUUUAUUUAAUCUUGCUUAAUGUUACAAAAUAUUUAUAUGCCAUGGAGUAUUCGUGACCAUACAUCUGGACCUAAUCAUAUUCCUAAAAUUUUCAAAUGAGAUGUGAUGUUUAGUAAACACUGAAACAAUUCAUUCUUCUGACUGAAAUACAAAGCACAUCUUUCUGAGCUCGAUUACCAUGGUAACAUAAAAGAUUGGUAAUAAAUGCCAACAUUGGUCACAUGCAUGUAGAGACCUAAGUCUUAAUUGUGAACCAUGAUAUCGGUAGGCCAUCGAAAGUUUUAGAUUAAAUUUUACUUUCGUGUUACUGGAACUGAUUUGUUCUUAGUUCUUAUUUUCAACACGAAAUUUAUAGCAUUCUCACGCAAUGUUUUUUUUUCAAAAUGGGCAUUAUAAUCAAGAUAAUGGAGCAGACAUCAUCAUGGAGAAUUCAACAUAUCUUCAUCUCUAAUUAUCUAUUCAUCUCUGUCCUAUUUACCUUCCUUUCUCUGGAACCAAGGAGCUGCACCGCUCAACAAACCCAUGAGAGUUCAACGAUGGCGACAGAUACGAUGUCCACUGGUAGUGACCACAUGAUGAUGGAUUCGAUGACGGAGAUGACAUCAGACAUGAUGGCUACGGAUGGGCAACACCCGAUGAUGACAUCAGAAAUGAUGCACGGUGACGAAAACACGAUGGCGACAAUGAUGAUGACCGCCGACGAUCAGCACACGAUGUCGACAGAAGAAAUGACGAGCGACAGGGAUCCUAUGAUGACGAUGACAACAAUGACAGCAACCGAGGAGACCGACGAUGAUGACCACACCUUGUCUGGAAUUACUGCCGUUAAUGUGCAUCAUACGAUGGCGAGGGAUGAGAUGAUGAGCACAAUGAUGCAUAGUAUGACAACGGAUGAGAGAAUAAAUGAUACAUCAAAUACGACUAUGUCGCCAUCGAUGGCCAUGGAGAUGACCACAGGAACAAUGACCGAAGAACCGGGAGCCCAUAUCAUGAAUGAAAGUGUGACAAUUAUGAUGAACAUGGAUAAUAUGACUCACCAAGACCAGCAUGGGCAUUCUAGUAUGUCAGCAAUGGGCAUGACGUCGACUCCCAGAAUUCAUCAUACAUCACCUGCGAUGGCGCUAGCUUGUUUCUCAUGUCAGACCACAUCGAUGACAUCCGUAUGCUACGACAUGCAGAACGACACGUCGCCUGUCGUCACCUGUGCUGUUGGUGAAAUGUGCGGGACCGUACGGUAUGAUCAAGGAUUCGGUACCAACCUUGUCAAUAUAUCAAGGAUGUGCUUUUCUGGAAGCUGUCCCAACACGGAAGUUGAUGACAUGGCUUGUGAGACGUCUCAUCCGCCACAUCGCCGAUGCGUUCAGUGCUGCUCAGAACACAGGUGUAACCGGCAUGUCAAUAGCAAGGGUGUUUCUUCAAUCGUCGACUCCAAAAUGGCGUCUAUUGUCGGUGGCCUGUUGUUAUCUGUAUCAGUUACUUUAGCCGAAACCCUAUACAAAGAUUAUCCCUUUCAAGAUGUGUGAUUGAUGAUUUCCCAGUACUUGAUUAUACAUAAAGUUCAUCCCUUU
Molecule: messenger RNA, 1916 nt
Organism: Lytechinus variegatus (green sea urchin)
Lineage: Eukaryota; Metazoa; Echinodermata; Echinoidea; Temnopleuroida; Toxopneustidae
Exons: 6
Coding region: 732-1871 (379 amino acids)
Source: RefSeq, a predicted model, not a curated record